Linum tenue is the source of this 1034-nucleotide messenger RNA. The record is from the annotation of a GenBank genome assembly. NCBI's taxonomy places the organism in Eukaryota, Viridiplantae, Streptophyta, Magnoliopsida, Malpighiales, Linaceae.
AUGGUGUUUGCCUCUCUCUCCGAUCUUUGCGAUUUCAAACUAAGACCUCUGCUAGCUCACUGCUUGACCACCGCCCCUGUCUACCCUGUUACUCAGACGAACCACGAUCUCCGGCCAGUCCUCCUUCUCCGACUUGAAGCUUACUUCAUGGAUUCCUGGUUCGGCUACUAUUUUCCAUCUCCCUUGUUCCGCAUCUAUUUGUUCUGUUCCACCUAUAAGAACUCGCAAUUGUCUCCAAUAACCAAGCUUUCUUCUUCUUCUUUCGGUGGCAAGAAGCUGCCGGAUUCCACAGCAGCAGCCAUAGAAGAAAAAUGGCUUUCUUCCUCUGUUAGGCCUGGUGGUACAGAACAUGACCUGAAAAGGGAUGGGAUUAUGUUCAAGAAUGAAGAUGGUGAAACCAUUUCUGAGGACAUGGAUAGAAUGCGUGCUUUUAAGAGAGCUUUAACAAUGUAGACCAAAUGGGUAGAUGCAACAUGAAUGCAGGAAAAACAAUCGUCUUCUUCCAAGGAGCUUUUCCUUCUCAUUACAAGAACCUUUGAGAUCAAUGAGGAAUCGGUCAAUUUCAGUUUGCUAAACUAGCACUAUCAUGCUUUAUCUUAACUUUGGGUUUUGGGCUCUGCAUAUGGCUGAUGUGGAUAUGUAGCUUUGUAGCUAUAGGUGUAGGUGGUCUGAAUGGGCUGCAAUCUAAGAUCUCUACAGACCUGUGGCAUCAUCAAGCAGAUGAAUCACAAAGCGAUUUGUGGUAUUAUUGAGUCACCAUACCACAACAAACAGGGGAAUGCAUGACAAGCACCAACAAAACUGAAUACCAGAGAAAACAAACAAUAUCCAACAAGGGGGAAAACCAGCAGUAGUUAAGAUGGAAUGCAAUAAAUGAUGUGGCGAUUCAGAAGACAGCAAAGUUUUGAUGGCAAAUUGUUGGUUUUUUUUGAACCACGUACUAAUUUGUUAAUUUCCUUCCUAGUGAUGUGUUUAUGUCGACUGCUAAAAUUAUGUGGUAUAUUGAUAAUGGUUGAUGUCACGUUUGGAGGGUU